CGUGGAAAACAAAAAAAAAAGAAUGGUGAAAGGAGGUACGAAGAGGAAGCCUGAGAUGAAGAAGAUCACUAACAAAGCUUCGCGUGCCACAACUUUCUCGAAACGUAGAGACGGUCUCUACAGCAAAGCGGCUCAGCUUUGCGUUCUCUCCGACGCUCGAAUCGCUAUCUUAGCGACACCGUCUUCUUCUUCGAACUCCAACGCUUCUUUCUUCUCGUUUGGUCACUCCUCCGUUGAGUCCGUCGUCUCCGCUUAUCUCGCCGGACAGAGACUCCCUCCCGUUUCGUCGCGUGACACCAAAGCGACGAGAGAAGACCUAGGUAUUUGCGUGGCUCGCAAGGAUCUAGGGUUAGGGUUUUGGUGGGACGACGACAAGCUUGUCAACUCGAAGAAUCCGGAGGAACUUAUGGAAGCGGUGGAGUCCAUGGAAGUACUCAUGAAGCUUGUGAAGGGGUUGGAGGAUCAAACCCUGACAACGCUCGAUCAAUCACCUGACUUGGAUGAAUGGAGCGAGAUGGAACUUACUCAGCUCCUCCAAGAUUGUGAUGAUGUCAGCGAGAAUGACAAAGUAGAAGAGGAUCAUCAAACUGUAUCUGACAAAACCUGCAACAACAACAACAACAACUUUGUAUCAUUACCUGAAGUAGAAGCAGGAAGUUUGGGAGAAGAGAAGAUGGAUAUUGAUUGGGAUACUUUUUUCGAAGGCUUGAUAUCCUAUGAUGAUGAGCUUAAUGAUGAGGAGCUCGAUCAGUUGUUUAACAACUAAGUAAAUCUUGUUUAGAGACAUGUAAUUUGAGGAGAAAGCAGUUUCGUCUCUGGAUCAGUUUCCUCAGAUUUGAUCCAACUCUAAACCAGUUUGGUCUGUGUCUCAAUGUCUUAAAUGAACUAAUGUAAUCAAAUGUAUGUUCAAGUGAAAUUUGAGUUUGUGUACUUCUUCUUGUGGUAAUUUGUUAGAACAGAUCCUUUCCAAACGUUUUCUAUUUUUUUCUGGUAAUUAUCAGUUAAAAGUUUGAACUAAUUCAAUAUAACUCAGCAGUGAGCUUCCUCCCUUUGUACUCUAAUCAAUAUUUAUACAACUGAAUAUUGCGAACAGAAGCUGCAUCUUCUAGGCUUCUAGCACAGCCAACACCACAUCAACAGAGUACAAAAUACUCUCUCUGUUACACUUGUCAAUAUACAAAGCAUAAAGAUCAAAGACAACGUAACGUGGGAAGCAACUCAUGAUUUCAUGAGUGGGUGGGUAUGUUUACAUAGUGCAGAGCAAGAAGAAAGGGAAAUACAAAAGAAGAAGAAUUCAGCAAUCUUCCAUUAGCAAAACAGAAAAUGUAUAUAUUUAUAUUGGAAAUUUUGUGACUUAAACUUCAAGACAUGACUUAAAUUAAAUAUAACUGUAUUUGGCCAUUAACAUCAUUCAAGGCGGUUGCUUUCUGAGUGGUUGCUCUUCUUUAGAGGUUCUAAACUUGAAUGGAUCACUUGUGCAGUGUUUCAGUUAUGACCCUUGCUUGUUUGGAUUGGUUGCUCUUCUUUAUAGGUUCCAAACUCUCGUUUGUGAAGUUCGGUGAACUUUUCUCGCACAACAAGUGAUUUUAAAAGAUAAAAACUGGAAUCAAAUGAUUUUGGUUCGUUAACUUCCCAUUGAGAUAUUCAAAUCUUUACACAAACCGAUCCUCACCUCUCAACAGAGUUAAGAAAAAAAGACUCUGUUACAUUUGUUAAUACAAAGCAUAACAAAGACACUCUGUCUCUUUAUAUUAACUAGAUCGUUUUUCCGCGCUACGCGCGGAUAAUUGCUCUAUAAAAUUUCAGUUGAAUAUGUUUUGUGAAUAUAAGAUAUUGUAGAACCAUUCUGAAUUUAUAAACUUAUUUUGAAUUAUAAUGGUAGCAUAUAAAAGCACCUUCAAUGAAGAUUCUAAGCUUGGAAUUCUCAAAAUACAUAUAUGUUUAUGUAUAUAUUAUAUUAAUAUUUAGUUGUAGAAUUAUUAACUUUACGGAAACUACAAAUCAAAUGAUCAGAAAAAAAAUAUUUUGAGUUACGUUUUUUGUAAAGUUAAGAACCUAUAAUUAAAUAUUAAUAUAUUUAUACACAUAUGUAUUUUGAGAAGUCCAAGUCUAGAACAAUAGAUACUCUAAGAUAGAUGAAAUAUUUUGUUUGUAUACAUGCGUGAAUAAAAAAUCAAAAUUAUUACAAACAUAUGUAUAAAAGAUUUCUUUUCCAAUAACACACUUAUAAAUAUUAUUCUAAGUUCACGUUAUCAAUUUGAAAUUAAUCUCUGAAUUUUGAUUUAAAGACUGAAACCAUUUUAAAUAUGUUUGGUUUUGCUGUAUUGACUUUAGUAAAAAAAAAAAAUCUAUAAUGUAAAAUUAAUUAUAAGCACAAUUCUCUUAAAUAUUUUUUAAGUUUUUUUUCAUAGUUCCGAAGAGGAAAUGAUCAAAAUAUAUUUAAUUAAGGAGGCAAAAUAUCUUUUUACCUUUCCCCUCCCUUGCUCUAUAGAUAUAUAAAUAUAAAUAAUUAUUUAAGUAAAUAAUAAAAAUUCAAAAUUAAAAAAAAAAUUAUAGUUCUUAAAUUAUAUGUUUUCUAAUUUGAUUUUUAUAAAUUUCAAAUUUUCUUUUUGAAAGGCGUUGAUUUUUAAAAAUUUUGAUUUCUAAUUUUUAAUAUUUAUUUAUUUAUUUUAAAAUUUAAUUUCAUCUCCAAAAUUCACCCCUCAAAUCUAGACUCUAAGUUUAUAUUAGUUAACGCAACAGUAUAAAUAUCUAUUUACUUUUUAAUAAAAUCUCUUUUAAUCGUGUUACUCAUUGAAAAUUCUUUUGGUGAAAAAAUUAAAAAGAUCAAUCCUAAAAAAAAUUAUAUUAUAAAAUUAUAUUUUAUUAGCAUAAUUUUUAUUUUAUUUUUGUUAUAUUUCUUUUAUUUUUAUCAUUUUGCUAAGAUUCUUUUGAUUAGAAUGUUAUGAUUUUUUUUUCAUGUUAUUCAUUAAUAUAAGUUAAUUUUAACACAUUACAUGUAUUGUUAAUUUAGAUGGUGUUAAUUAUUAGACGUUCCAUCGUUUUUGAAGACCUAAAAGUUGUGAAUUGUGGUGGAAUUUAUGUUUGGCAAAGCUUACCUUUUUAGCCACUAUUGUUUUAGUCUUUCAAAAUUGUGUUUUAAAAAUAUGCAAUCAUCAUUUUACUUGACCUGCUAAAAGUAUCCCUCGGUAUGAUAGUUGUGAAAGCAGUCUUAUUAUAGUAUUUUAUUGUUGAAAAGAGACCGUAUUUUAAAUAUCUAAAUUUAGUGCGAAAGGUCCUUGAGAAUGUUAUUUUUUUGUCUCAAUGUUACAAUGUGAAAACUCAUUAAAUUGUUCAAUGAUGUUUGCUAGACUAAUAUAUUUUGUAUUAGCUAUAUGCUACACAUGUCCAAGUCAUAAUAUGUUUAUAUCUAUUAUGCCUUUUUCAAUAUUUCUUUUUUUUUUAUGGCUAAACCCCUGAUUACUGUUUGGUAAAAUAUUCAUCAUCUGCUUUCUUUCUACUUUGAUCACCUAUCAUUUCCUUUUAAUUUGUAUGCUAGUUCUCUCUUACAUCAAAUGAGUUUCAUGGUCACAGAACUCCAAUUGGAUCACUUUAUUACUACAAUAAUGAUAUGACAUUUACUGUAAUGUUCAAUCUAGAUGUUGUUGCAAAGAAUUCAUUUUUAUCGACAGAAGAGUUUUCUUGCUAAAAUCCUCAUGAUUUUUUUUUGUUUUCUCUGGAAUUUUGUAGUUGUUUACAUAUAAUAUUAUAUUGAUUUAAUCUUGGAGGUAUUUGUAAUUAAAAAAAAGUUUCAAGCAAAUGGUAAAUUUUGAAGACUAAACUAUAAAAAAAUAGGUCUUCUCUGUAAGUUACAUAUUAAUUUAAUAUUAGUUAAACAUCUACCUCCAGGAUACUUCUCCUCGCAGGGAAAUAGUGAGGAAAAUUAAUAAUACAAUCCAUACUAAGUUGAAAAUUUCUGGUAUCUGAUUUCUCUCUGAGUUUAAAAAAAAAGACAUAAUUCCAGUUUACCUAAAAGAGAGAGAAGAGUAAAAAGAUAUGAGGAAAAGUAUAUAUUUUAUAUUUGUAUUCUAAAAAGAGUUGGGCGUAGUAAACAAUUAGGGAUAAUAGCUAAAAUUUUAUUAGAUCAGAGUGUACACAAUAUUUCUACUACUUUCAAAUUAUAUUUUGGUACUUGAAAAAAUAGUCUAUACUUUAUGGGGAUGUCCAACAAAGAAAAAGAAGACUGCAUACAUUUUAAGUUUUUAACUAAGAAAUCCUUUUAGCUUAUCAUUCUCGACUCCGAACGGCACACCCAAAACCACCCGAGAAAGUAAAUUGU
Molecule: messenger RNA, 4318 nt
Organism: Brassica napus (rape)
Lineage: Eukaryota; Viridiplantae; Streptophyta; Magnoliopsida; Brassicales; Brassicaceae
Product: agamous-like MADS-box protein AGL97
Exons: 1
Coding region: 23-766 (247 amino acids)
Biological process (GO): positive regulation of transcription by RNA polymerase II
Molecular function (GO): DNA-binding transcription factor activity, RNA polymerase II-specific; protein dimerization activity; RNA polymerase II cis-regulatory region sequence-specific DNA binding
Source: RefSeq, a predicted model, not a curated record